Penicillium cosmopolitanum is the source of this 639-nucleotide messenger RNA. RefSeq lists its product as uncharacterized. NCBI's taxonomy places the organism in Eukaryota, Fungi, Ascomycota, Eurotiomycetes, Eurotiales, Aspergillaceae. The transcript has a single exon. The coding region runs from base 1 to 639 and encodes 212 amino acids. The record is from RefSeq and is a predicted model, not a curated record.
AUGUCUGAGCCUCAUCAGUCUUCAUCACAAACCUCCGAGGAAGACCAGCAUGUCUACCAAGCAUACAUGGCCGCGACAUCCAACUUACGAAAAAAGCUGGUCCAAGAAAAAAAGCAUCUGAAACUGCAAUAUAGGAUUAGCGCCUUUGCUUUCAAUCUCCUCACAAUGGUGCAAGUGAUUAUUGGCGCAGUCAUUACAGCACUGGGACCCUCGGCUGCUGACCACAUGGUGGCAAUAACAGUCCUUGGAGCUAUCAACACGUCGUGCGCUGGACUUCUGGCCCUUCUCAAGGGGAGAGGCCUACCACAGCGGCUUAGGGGAGGCAUGAUGGAAAUUUCCAAAGUUCUGGACUUCAUCCAAGAUACAUCAGUAUUGUUGAGAUAUGAUAAAAGCCGCGUCCCCGAGAACGGAAUCGGUCCUUUACUAGAAGAGACUUUUCAGAGAUAUGCUUCUGCCGAGCAACUAAUUGAAGGCAACCAACCGGAUACGUUUGCUUCUGGGAUCAAACCUGCCGUCAACACCAACGCGACGGAUGCAGAAGAUGAUCAAGGUGAGGGACCAGCCACCAACAAGACGAAUGGGAAAGGCCCUCAAGUGGAUGAAGAAAUGGGAUUUUUGGGUGGGAGUCGACGUACAUGA